Messenger RNA from Aspergillus steynii IBT 23096, 603 nucleotides. RefSeq lists its product as uncharacterized. The coding region runs from base 1 to 603 and encodes 200 amino acids. Lineage: Eukaryota; Fungi; Ascomycota; Eurotiomycetes; Eurotiales; Aspergillaceae. The transcript is spliced from 3 exons. The record is from RefSeq and is a predicted model, not a curated record.
AUGGCACCGCUCGCUGCAUUGAGAGCGACAGCUUCGGAGUUCGUUCACAUACUUCAGCAGACCGCAGGUUUGCGUAAAAUCCCCGGCUUUGACGCCAUCCAGCUCGUCGUCAUCGGCGGGUUUGCUGUGUACUCCCACACGCGUCAUCGGGAAACUGGAGACCUUGACUUUGCAAUCGACCCCCCGACCCUAGGAAGACCCCUGAAGAACGCACUGGUCGCGGAAUAUCCGUCUAUCUUUUCUUUCAACGCGGAAAGAUUUGUGAUGGCGCGCACAUCCGCACCCAUUCAGAUCGAUCUGGUACCCGCUACUCUGCUACCCCAGAGAUCCGUGUCGUUGACUCCGCUGAUGGCCAUAAAUCCACAGAUUGUGCCACAUCUGGGUCCGAUAGAUCUCAUCCUAUCAAAAUCGGUGUGCUGUGGCACACGCAGUACAGACAACGCCAACUUCCAGGAUACUGAUGAUGUGUGGAGGUUGAUAAAAAUGUUUCUAAUCCAUCGGAAUGGUGUCUUGACGGCAAGCCAGAUCAGAAUCAUGAGAGAUGCCGACAUAUAUCUUGUGACCAGUGCAGGCCAGUAUAGAUGGAUCAACGUGCUGCCCUGA